Messenger RNA from Branchiostoma belcheri (Belcher's lancelet), 3441 nucleotides. RefSeq lists its product as uncharacterized. Gene Ontology annotation, molecular function: Hsp90 protein binding. The coding region runs from base 175 to 3441 and encodes 1088 amino acids. The transcript is spliced from 16 exons. The record is from RefSeq and is a predicted model, not a curated record. NCBI's taxonomy places the organism in Eukaryota, Metazoa, Chordata, Leptocardii, Amphioxiformes, Branchiostomatidae.
GAGCAUCGGGGCUGGUUUCGGUGCAGUUACAGACUGGUACAUUGAUCGGCGAAAGUAUGAUAAAAGUUUAUCAUUCCUGAGGUGCAAGUCAUUUUGACUUGAGUACGCGGGACGAUAGGAAGUUUUCGGCACACCUUGAGGAACGCACCGCCAGCUGGUGGCUGUUAGUUCAAGAUGGCAACGCCGCCAUGGCAGUGGUCCUUCCCGCCACCCGGACAAGCUAACCGACAGCAGCAGUCACGGCUGAAAUCUGAGAUGGAAAGGAUCGCAAAACGUGCUACCACAUAUUUUCAUCAGGAAAAUUUUGCGGAAGCAAGCAAUUUGUACUCAGAGGCCCUGCCGCUGGCGGCUCAACUUGGAGACGAGUCAGACAUCGCUCUAAUUUUGCUGAACCUGUCAAGCUGUUUUCUAAGACUCGGACGCUUUGAUCUGGCAUUUUUUGGUGCACAAGAGGCCAUCAGCGUCCACCCGACAAGACUGAAGGGUUACGACAAAGCUGGCGAGGCCGCACUAGCGCUGCAGUCAUUCAACCAGGCACUUGAGUUCCUUCGCGAUGGAUAUCUCAUGGCGGUCGGAUUAGGCAGACCUCUGGACAAAGAACCGCUGACAUUCUUACUCCGUAUGGCUGAAGUGAUUCCAAAUGUUCCAGUUGGCGAUGUGGAAAUGAUACUGCAUAGCGUGCAACCUGUCCAGAGCCUUCGCAACAUGUUGGUGGAACGACUGGUGGCAGAGCAGAAGUGGGAACUUGUGCACGCUGUGUUCUUUUGUGGUGGUGGCGGAUACAGACCAAACAGUGGGGGGAUCGUAACCGGCUGCGACGCGUCGAUGAUCAACCUGGGGACCUUACUGUAUCUCUACAUGGCCCCGCCACUUCAAUCUAUCUGUGACACUAUCCGUGACACCAUCCGUGUACUUCUACAGCACGGGUCUGGAUUAGGAGGCUUCACCUUAGAGCAGGGAGACACGCCCAUGCAUGCACUACUCAAGGUGGAACUCGGGAAAGGAGAAGAUAGCCUUCCGGUGAUGACGAUAAUCUGCGAGUCUCUCAAGACGCGAUUCAUCAAAGCGCUUCAAGCUACCGACGCGAAAGGCAACACCCUACUGCAUGUAGUUGCCAUGGCCGAUAGAGAGCGUCAGACCAUCCAGAGAUGCGCCUUGCGGGCAAUAAGACUUUUACUUAAUGCUGGGCUGGACGCAGACGUCCGUAACGCCGAUGGGAAAAGGGCAGACCACUACGCUCGCAGGGGAUCGGAAGUCUUUCUCUGCUUGGAACGUGGAAGUGGUGAAGGGUUGAAAUCUGAGAUGGAAAGGAUCGCUGCAUGUGCGACCGCAUAUUUUCGUCAGGAAAACUUUGUGGAAGCAUGCAAUUUGCACACAGAAGCCCUGCAACUGGCUCGUCAACUCGGAGACGGGUCAGACUUUGCUCUAAUUUUGCUGAACCGGUCAAGCUGUUUUCUAAGACUAGGACGCUUUGAUCUGGCGUUGUCUGAUGCACAAGAGGUCAUAGGCACUCGCCCGAUCCGACUGAAGGGUUAUUAUAAAGCUGGCGAUGCCUCACUAGCGCUGCAGUCAUUCAACCAGGCACUUGAGUUCUUUCGUGAUGGCUAUCUCAAAGCGGUCGAAAUAGGCAGACCUCUGGACAACGAACCACUGACCUUCUUACUCCGUAUGGCUGAAGUGAUUCCAAAAGUUCCAGUACUAAGCGAUGUGGAAAUGAUACUGCUACCCGUGCAACCUGUCCAGAGCCUUCGCACCAUGUUGGUGGAACGUCUCGUGGCAGAGCAGAAGUGGGAACUUGUGCACAUUGUGUUCUUUCGUGGUGGUGCCGGGUAUCGGUCAAACAACGGGGGAAUUGCUAGCGGCUGCGACGCGUCGAAAAUCGACCACCUAGCGCCCCUCCUUCUUCUCUACAGCGCCUCUCCACGUCCGCUUGAAUUCAUCGGUGACACCAUACGUGCACUCCUACAGCACGGAUCUGGAUUAGGAAGCUUCAGCUUAGAGCAGGGAGACACGCCCAUGCAUGCACUACUCAAAGUGGAACUUAGGAAAGGAGAUGACAGCCUUCCGGUGAUGACGAUGGUUUGCGAGUCUCUCAAGGCGCGAUUCAUCAAAGCGCUUCAAGCUACCGACGCGAAAGGCAACACCCUACUGCAUGUAGUUGCCAUGGCCGAUAGAGAGCGUCAGACCAGCCAGAGAUGCGCCUUGCGGGCAAUAAGACUUUUACUUAAUGCUGGGCUGGACGCUGACGUUUGUAACGCCGAUGGGAAAAGGGCAGAACAUUGCGCUCGCAGGGGAUCGGAUAUCUUUCUCUGCUUGGAGCGUGGAAGUGGUGAAGUGUUGAAAUCUGAGAUGGAAAGGAUUGCAGCAUGUGCGACUGAACAUUUUCGUCAGGAAAACUUUGCGAAAGCAUGUCAUCUGUACACAGAGGCCCUGCAACUGGCUCGUCAACUUGGACACGGGUCAGACCUCGCUCUAAUUUUGUUGAACCGGUCAAGCUGUUUUCUAAGACUCGGGCGCUUUGAUCUGGCGUUGUCUGAUGCACAAGAGGCCAUACGCACUCGCCCGACUCGACUGAAGGGAUACCACAAAGCUGGCGACGCCGCACUAGAAAUGCAGUUAUUCAACCAGGCACUUAUGUUCAUUCGCGAUGGCUAUCUGAAGGCGGUCGAAUUGGGCAGACCUCUGGACAAAGAACCAUUGGCCUUCUUAGUCCGUAUGGCUGAAGUGAUUCCCAAAGUUUUAGUAGGCGAUGUGGAAAUGAUACUGCUACCCGUGCAACCUGUCCAGAGCCUUCGCACCAUCUUGGUGGAACGACUCGUCACAGAGCAGAAGUGGGAACUUGUGCACGGUGUGUUCUUUCGCGGUGGUGGCGGAUAUAAACCAAACAGUGGGGGAAUCGCAACCGGCUGCGACGCGUCGAUGAUCAACCUAGCGCCCCUCCUACAUCUCUACAAGGGCGCCCCAUCACCUCGAUGUGUCGGUGACACCAUCCAUGACAUCCGUAACACCAUCCAUGCACUCCUAAAGCACGGGUCUGAAUUAGGAAGAUUCAGCUUAGAACAGGGAGACACGCCCAUGCAUGCACUACUCAAAGUGGAACUUGGGAAAGGAGAAGAUAGCCUUCCGGUGAUGACGAUGGUUUGCGAGUCUCUCAGGUCACGAUUCACCAACGCACUUAAAGCUACCGACGCGAAAGGCAACACCCUACUGCAUGUCGUUGUCAUGGCCGAUAGAGAGCGUCAGACCCGUAAAAACUGUGCCUUACGGGCAAUAAGACUUUUACUUGAUGCUGGGCUGGACGCAGACAUUAGUAACGCGGAUGGGAAAAGGGCAGAGCACUACGCUCGCAGGGGAACCGACCUCUUUGUCUGCUUAAAAAGAGGACGCGGUGAAGGUAUGCAUCAUCAUCAUGACUCCGGAUUAAUUGCCCGGUACACUUGA